Molecule: messenger RNA, 783 nt
Organism: Seminavis robusta
Lineage: Eukaryota; Bacillariophyta; Bacillariophyceae; Naviculales; Naviculaceae
Source: the annotation of a GenBank genome assembly
AUGCCAUCCGCUAAUCCAACCAUCUCCAAUGUGCCCUCACUCUCCUUGGCGCCAUCCAACCAACCUUCGACAACUCCAAGUAACCGCCCCACCACUACGACGAAAUUCCCAUCCACAUCUCCCAGUGGCUCGCCCAGUGCCGCUCCGUCCAUAUCAUCGGCACCUUCGGGAAAUCCAAGUUCCUCCAGCAGUCCAAGUCUAUCCAUACAGCCUAGUGCAGCUCCUUCCUUAUCCAGUGCCCCAUCUGUAUCAUUGGCGCCUUCGUCUGCCCCAUCAGCAUCGCCAUCCAAAGCACCAAGCAGUUCCCCAACCAUUUCUCAGGCUCCAAGUUCGUCUCCUUCAUCGUCGCCAAGUGGGAUUCCAAGUGUUGCCCCAAGCAAUGCGCCCAGUGCUAAUCCAUCCGCAAACCCGACAUUAUCCAACGUUCCAACCCUAUCGGCUCAGCCAAGUUCCAAACCUUCAUUGUCCUCGGCACCAUCUCUUUCCAAACAACCCAGUAACAGUCCAACCACUUCGCCCAGUGCCAGCCCCAGCACAUCCCCAGUACUCACACCGCCCGCAUCGCCCAGCUCACCCAGUGCAAGCCCCAGUACAAGCCCCAGUGCUGCCCAAGCAACAGCCCCAGUUCCAACCCCAGUGCUCCCCAAGUAUCACACCCAGCAACGCACCCAGUGCAAACCCAUCCGCAAACCCAACGUUAUCCAACGUUCCAACCCUAUCGGCUCAGCCAAGUUCCAACCCUUCAGCAUCCUCGGCACCCUCUCUUUCCAAACAACCCAGUAG